Molecule: messenger RNA, 1223 nt
Organism: Sinocyclocheilus rhinocerous
Lineage: Eukaryota; Metazoa; Chordata; Actinopteri; Cypriniformes; Cyprinidae
Product: doublesex- and mab-3-related transcription factor A1-like
Exons: 2
Coding region: 108-1118 (336 amino acids)
Biological process (GO): sex differentiation; regulation of transcription by RNA polymerase II
Cellular component (GO): nucleus
Molecular function (GO): protein binding; DNA-binding transcription factor activity, RNA polymerase II-specific; RNA polymerase II cis-regulatory region sequence-specific DNA binding
Source: RefSeq, a predicted model, not a curated record
GGGCGUGUCGGGUGUCGUGUUUCUCUUUUGUCACCUGCAGCAUUAAUUCUUUGGCACAUUCACCUUCAGCAGCAGAAACACACGCUCUCUCUCAGACACACACACAGAUGGAGUCCAGCAGCGGGCGCUUCUCUCUCUUCUCCCCGCACCCAGCGCUCUUCCUGCGGCCGGAGGACAGGAGUUUCCCGCGCAGCCCGAAGUGCGCGCGCUGCAGGAAUCACGGCGUGGUUUCGGCUCUGAAGGGCCACAAACGCUUCUGCCGCUGGCGCGACUGCGCGUGCGUCAAGUGCGCGUUGAUCGCGGAGAGGCAGCGCGUCAUGGCGGCGCAGGUGGCGCUGCGGAGGCAGCAGGCGCAGGAGGAGCUGCAGAUGAUCUACCCCGCGGCAGGAGCGAGCGAGGCCGGCUUGGGCGUCUCCAGAGCGCCGCUGAGCUCAGCCGCGUUUGACGCCUUCAGUCCGGACGCGUUCAGAGACGAGACAAACCUAAACAAGUGCAGUGUGUUGAGCGGACUGAUGGAUCAGGCUUUGUUCAGCCCGCACACACCUGCGCUGAACGACAGCGUGUCUCCCGGAUCGGAUCUGGAGUCCGGCAGCGAGUCGGAGAAACCCAAAGAAGAGCUUUCCAAAACGAGCGGGCGAAACCCCGCUGCUGUUCUGACGAAGAUCUUCCCUUAUGUCAAGCGAGACGCUCUUGAGUCGGCGCUGAAGGCCUGCUCGGGAGACGUGGUGAGGGCCAUUGAACUGCUGCUGGGUUCUCAGGAGGGCCAGAACUCAAGCGGAGACGUUCCUCUGUCGGAGAACCUCCCCAUCUCACGGUCGUCUGCCGUCUGCCUCACAGAAGCUCCUCUAAGACACUUCAGCUCCAGAUCAGCGUUCUCUCCCCUCCACGCCUCCUCCGGUUUGCUGGGGUUAAACCCUCGCUUUGCCGUCGCUCCGCUGCGACUCGCCUACUCAACACCCAGCUUCAUUCCUCCGUAUCUGACGCCUGCGUUUGUCCCGGCGCUGUCCCUGCGGCCCCCAGCUGACUAUCCGCUCCCCGGGGCCCUGCGGGACCUUCCUUACCCCAAAGACACUUUCAGCCCCGCAGUGUUUUACUCCAGCCUCAGCCACGACAAAUAAUCCAAGCCUCAGUCUCUUUCUUUAUUAAACUACUGUACAGUGUACAAGCGUGUUGUGAUUUGAGAUCGAGUCACAAGCAGUUUAAUGGAAGUAAUUACAGUUUUA